AUGGCCACUAUCGCGGCAGUUGCUGCGGCCAGGGGUGGACAGCAGCGGGCACUGCUUCUCCCGGACGACCCCACCCCUCAGCAGCUUCGUGAGUGGGUUAUUCAGCGAGGCCGUCCUGGUGGUGGAGGUUAUUGUUUUGUUAAGACUGCUGCUCUUGGUGCUAGUGAGUCUGCUGCCACUCCAGGUGCUGGUGAGUCUGCUGCCGCUCCAGGUGCUAGUGAGUCUGCUGCAGCUCUAGGUGUCCGUGAGUCUGCCGACGCUCUAGGUGCUAGUGCGUCUACUACCACAGGUCCUGCCUCAGCUGAGGUCUUGCACACUUUCACGCUUGACUCAGGCGCGUCACGUUGCUUCUUUCGUGAUUGCACCACAGUCACACCACUCACAGCACCUGUCCCUGUCUCACUGGGUGACCCCUCUGGGGGCCCAGUAGUUGCGAGAGCCUCCACGGUCCUCCCUUGUCCAGCAGUCCCCUCCGGCUCUCUAGCAGGUCUCCACCUCCCCACGUUCUCGACGAACUUGGUGAGCAACGCUGCCAUUCAGGAUGUCUGGGUUGAUACCUUUAUUCUUGGAGGGCAGCGUGUGGCGAUCUGUACGACCCUGCCCCCCCUGCCGCGCUCGCUUGCCCCGCCGUGCCUUCCUUUCGUUGAGGGGCGGCAGCGCGCCGCUCCUCACUCCUCCGAGUUUCCUCCGACCACUGCUCCUCUGCAGACUCUCCACCUGGACGUGUGGGGCCCGGCCCCCGUCGGUGGGACGGACCAGGAGCGCUACUUCCUGCUGGAUGUUGACGACUACACACGCUACACCACAGAUUUCCCCUUGCGUCGCAAGGCGGACGUCAGCGGAUGA
Molecule: messenger RNA, 846 nt
Organism: Closterium sp. Naga37s-1
Lineage: Eukaryota; Viridiplantae; Streptophyta; Zygnematophyceae; Desmidiales; Closteriaceae
Source: the annotation of a GenBank genome assembly